AUGCGGAAUCGUCCAGAGCUCGUGGUGUGCGCGGUGUGCGCGGUGUGCGUCGGCGUCGUCGUCGCGUCCGUCCUGAAGCCGACGAACGAGAGCUUUUACCAGUACUGCGUCGCGAACGCGCGAGACGUCGUCGCGAGCGGGACGUCGUCGUCUUGGGCGUGCUCAAACGGAGGGGCGUUACGCGCGACGGGACUUCGAGCGAAAGCGUAUGAGACGCGUGAUUUAUUUGCCUUCACCGUGGUGCGCGCCAACUCGGGGAAACAUUUCAUCGGCAUACUCGGCACGUGGAUUCGAGUUCCUCACAUUCUCAUUCUGCUGCCAGCGAUCGUCGUGUCCACUUCCGUGUUCUUUUACCGCAUGGAUAAGCGCGUCACCGCCGUACGUGCCAUUCCGGGUGCCCUCCUUUCCCAGAACCGCCCAUCGGGUGAACUCGUCGAGGAGGCCGUUCUGCGUUUCGUGGCCCUCACCCUCGUGGGUUUGGUGAGCGCAGCCGUGGGUCUGGACCUGCGUAAGAUGCAGAUGUAUGUCAUCUUCAAGGUGGCCGUCCUAGGGCUCAAGGUCGCGCGUCUCUUCACAGGGAUGGACCUGAAAAAGUCCGAAGCCUUCCUGUUCGGACUCUUCGUCGUCGUGGACUCCAACGCCAUCAUAGAGAUAAACGAUAGGGCACACGAGGAUCUACCAUGGGCGCUAGCCAUUAUUCUGGACGACACGGGACACGACACUGCCCGGUACUGGUUUGCCUUUAUUGAAUACUCUCUUUACUUCUUGAACCUGAUGCUGAACCUCCUGACUCUUUUGGUUUUAAUGGUUGGGCGAAAAUCAAAGUGA
Molecule: messenger RNA, 828 nt
Organism: Ostreococcus tauri
Lineage: Eukaryota; Viridiplantae; Chlorophyta; Mamiellophyceae; Mamiellales; Bathycoccaceae
Product: unnamed product
Exons: 1
Coding region: 1-828 (275 amino acids)
Source: RefSeq, a predicted model, not a curated record